AUGUCAGGUAUAUCUUAUAUUAGAUGGAGACCAAACUAUCCAAAUGAGAUUGCAUCAUGUUCGUCAUUGACUGAUGUAAGAGUAUUUGUUUGGAAUGUUAAAAGACCUUACAUCGCAAGUUGUUUCUUUGAGACACAUGAAGAAGUUCCAACGGGAAUUUUAUGGCAUGAUCCUGAUGUGCUGUGGUCUUGCUCAAAGGAUAAAUAUUUUAUACAGCAAUAUAUCAAAGGAUCACGUCGACCUUUAGAUUUAUUAAGUAAAUGCGGAAUUGGCUGGAGUGUCUAUGAUCAACUAGCAUUUACUGUAGAUAAAUCCAACAAUAAUAAUGAUAUAAUUGAUGAUCACAGAAAUAUUAGGCAGCCUUUGAAUAAUCAAAUUAAAAAAAUGCAAAGACGUAUAUCUCCUGGAGCAAUAGAUUCAUCAAAUGAGGGUUAUUACAAAUUACAACAAAAAACUGGAAUGGCACAUUUUAAAGCGUUUGAUUAUAGAGCAUUUUCAUAUCUUGCAGGGAAUUAUAUGAUUUCUAGUCAAAACAUUUGGGAAGCUUGUGAACAUAAUGCAAAAAUUGCACACGAUGCACAAAAAUUUAGGACAGCACAAACUUGGAAAAUAGUUCAACUAUUAUUACACAAAAGAACAGAUAGCAUUGAUAACAAUAGCAAUAAUCAAAAUGGAGUUGAAGAACAACAACAGCACUCCAAUGAAUCUAAUUUGGCGAAUGAAAACAGUAGUAAUACUAAUACACCAAUAGAAAAAACAUCAGAAAGAGAAACAGGAGCAUUAGACAAUCCAAAGAAAUUUACUAAAUUAUCAGAAAAAGAUUUUAUUUGUGGACCAACUAUAAAGAUAAAUUUAACGCCGUUAUUUGAUCAAGAACAAAUAAUUUCACAAUUAUUAGAUUAUUAUUCAGAACAGGCAAGCAUUUUUAAUUAUUCCAAAGAUAAAAUUUAUAUAUUAUUUAUUUUAUUUGUUAUACAGGGAGAUGUGCAAAUGUGUGUUACCUUAGUUCUUGUAAUUGGAGAUAGGAUUAAGUUUAAUAAUGAAAGAGUAGAACAAUGGUUUUUUUCAUACAUUGAAUUAUUACACAGAUUUCAACUUUGGAUAGCAGCUACAGAUAUAAUUUCUUCUUGUUCGAUCGCAGCAGUUUCAAUGCUAAAUCAAGAAGAAGUAUUAUUGGAGAAAGUAUUGGAAGAAGUAGAUGAAACCCUUGAUCCUUUAGAUAUCGAAGAUCCAACAACAAUGAUAACAGCAGGAUGCAAUGAAAUUAUAAAAGAAGGAAUAUCAGUGGUUUAUAAUAAAAAAGUUUUAUAUAGGCCAAUGAUUAAAAUUGAAGGUGAAACUUGGCAUCAAAAACCUGAAUUACGUCUAAAUAUGCCAGAUAUUCUUAAACGAUUGGAAAAGUUAUACAAAAAAAAUUAUUUUACAAAAAUAAAGCCACACUGUGAGGAUAUAACUGAUAGCAAUUAA
Molecule: messenger RNA, 1467 nt
Organism: Entrophospora sp. SA101
Lineage: Eukaryota; Fungi; Glomeromycota; Glomeromycetes; Entrophosporales; Entrophosporaceae
Source: the annotation of a GenBank genome assembly